This is a messenger RNA of Symbiodinium natans, 831 nucleotides long. The record is from the annotation of a GenBank genome assembly. Lineage: Eukaryota; Dinophyceae; Suessiales; Symbiodiniaceae.
AUGUUCUGGGCCUGCAGUAAGCAGCGCUGCUCUUCCAGCGUUUGCGACUCAAAUUGUCGAGUCUCGGAGCUCACCUUCUUCGGUGAUGAGGAAGAGCAGAAAACGAAGCUGUCUUCCAAAGAGAUUGCGCCGGAGGCUCGGCCAGAGUUUGCCUUCGAGAAUGGCGACCUAUACCUCGGCCAGUGGGUUGGCACAGAGCGGCAUGGCCAUGGUGUCCACCGCUGGCCAAAUGGUGCUAAGUACGAAGGUCAAUUCGAAAGAAAUCGUGCAAGUGGACAGGGAACGUUCCAAUUUCCAAACGGUGGUGUCUAUGAAGGCCAGUGGAAAGCAGAUCGAGCACAUGGCCACGGCAGCUAUAGACACUUUGACCAGGCCUCAUACGAUGGCCAAUGGCGGAAUGACAAACAACAUGGCGAAGGAGUUGAGCUUUGGCCAGACGGUGCUCGAUUUGAAGGUCAACACCGUGAAGGUCAGAAAUGUGGUAAAGGCAGAUUGUUGUGGCCAGACGGCUCCAGCUACUCCGGAAGCUUUGAGUGCAAUACGCUCCACGGUGAAGGCGUUUAUCGGUGGGCAGACGGCAAAGAGUACAGCGGCCAGUGGGCCAAAGACCGCAUGAGCGGUGCCGGAUGUUUCACCUGGCCAGAUGGGCGCGUCUACACUGGUCAAUACCUCGACAAUCAGAAACAUGGCCACGGCAUGAUGCGGUGGCCUGAUGGCGGACUUUAUGAGGGUCAGUGGGCCAAGGGUCUUCAGCAUGGAAGAGGCACACACACCUCCUCAUCUGGUUCUUGUUCGUCAGGCACUUGGGAAGCUGGCCGUUUCGUAGGCUGA